Messenger RNA from Rhododendron vialii, 1888 nucleotides. RefSeq names its product protein JINGUBANG. Gene Ontology annotation, molecular function: protein binding. NCBI's taxonomy places the organism in Eukaryota, Viridiplantae, Streptophyta, Magnoliopsida, Ericales, Ericaceae. The transcript has a single exon. Bases 255 to 1520 code for a protein of 421 amino acids. The record is from RefSeq and is a predicted model, not a curated record.
UCUCUCUCUCUCUCUCUCUCUAUUAUAUGUGUUUCUAUCAUCAACCAGCUCCAUAACACUAUUCUUUAAACACAAUCCUCCUCAACGUCUCCCUCUAUAUAUAAUUCCAGUAGUUUGCUCCCAAAUCUCUAUUUCUCACUCAAUCCUCCACAUCCCUUCUCUCUCUCUCUCUCUCUCUCUCUCUCUCUCUCUCUCUCUCUCUCUUCAAACCAAAGAAGACCUUUUCUCAGAAUAAGGAUAUUACCAUAAAAAAUAUGUCCAACUCCAUGAAUCCCUCUGCUCCAGAAACCACUCUUUCCUCCCCAUUGUUAUCUUCUUCUACAUCAAGCACUAGCACCACAACCAGUGACACCGACGAAAGCCCCCCAUCAUCAUACCGAUUCGAACUCCAAAAUCUAAAGUACCAAAUUUCAAACUCACCCAAUUGUGGGUUCAACUCGUAUCGAUCUUUGGCAGUCCUUUCAGGCCAUAUCGGUGCUGUUUCUUGCUUGGCCUUGUGUGGCGAGUUCAUUCUCAGCGCUUCGCAAGGCAAGGACAUCAUCGUUUGGCAACAGCCUGAUCUAAAGCAGUUCACAAAAUUCGGACAAGGCGAUGGAUCGGUCAAAGCCCUUGUCACAAUUGGAAACAAGGUGUUCACAGCACACCAAGAUAGUAGAAUAAGGGUGUGGAAAGUAUCAAGAAGGUCUGAAAAUGUUUUUAGGCUUGUUGAUUCACUUCCCACCACAAAGGACUACUUGGGGAAAUUCAUGAAGCAGAGCAAUUAUGUGCAAACAAGAAGGCAUCACAAGCGCUUGUGGAUCGAGCAUGCAGAUUCUAUUUCUUGUCUGGCGGUGUACAACGGGCUGGUUUAUUCAGGUUCCUGGGAUAAGACCUUAAAAGUGUGGAGGAUUUCUGAUUUGAAGUGUUUGGAGUCGAUUAAGGCUCACGAUGAUGCGAUAAAUGGGUUGGUUGCGAGCAAGGGGAUAGUGUAUUCUGCUUCUGCUGAUGGGAAAAUCAAGGCAUGGGGAAAGGGAAACGAGGGGAAAACAAACUCCCCCCAUUCACUAAAAGGAAUCUUGGAAGGUCACAAGGAUGUCUCAUUGAAUUCCGUGAUCACGACCGAGGAUGGGAAAUGGGUUUACGGAGGGAGCUCAGAUGGGUUUGUGAUGGGGUGGUUGGGAGAUGAGGGAUUUGACAGUUGGAAGAUUGUUUGCGAAGUGAAAGUCCAUCAAAUGGCAGUUUUGUGUAUGUGCCUAGUGGGGGAUUAUUUGUGCAGCGGUUCGGCUGAUAAGACCAUCGGUAUAUGGAGGAGAGAGGGUUGCGGUGGGAUAUGCAGAGUUGGGGUUAUUAGAGGACAUGAGGGACCAGUGAAGUGUUUGCAAGCAUCAGGUAAUAGUGUUGGAGGUGGGUUUAUGCUCUAUAGUGGAAGCCUUGACAAGAGUCUAAGAGUUUGGUGGGUUCCCAAAGACUCAAGCAAAACAGUGGAAGAAGAAGCCUCCCCAUUGCAAAGUACAGAGAAAAAUGCUAUGGUAGUGUGUUAGGAAGUUCUAGAAUUUGUGAGUGAUGAAGCAUUGGACCCUUUUUUGAGUGUUUCCAGUGCUUCACAAAUCUGGGGCUUUUAGUCUUGUUUAUGGUCAUAAGGACAUUUAUGAGUUUCUAUUAGGCUUGAGUAAAAGGGGAGAGGGAAAAUGGAAGCCAUUUCUCUAUCUUGAACUUGGUUUUGCAAGAUUUGCGUAUGGUUGUAUACUUAGUUUUGUGAUCAGUUAAAAGGUUUUGGGUAAAGCUUAUUACAGAAUGUGUGAUUUUCUUCCAUAUGUUUUCUUUUCUUUGUGAUUGAUUUGGAAUUGUAAUUAAGAAUUUGAGUGAUUCAAUCAAAUAAUGAUAUUCUUUGACAGUUGGGCAUUUGACA